Molecule: messenger RNA, 5956 nt
Organism: Anopheles funestus (African malaria mosquito)
Lineage: Eukaryota; Metazoa; Arthropoda; Insecta; Diptera; Culicidae
Product: diencephalon/mesencephalon homeobox protein 1-like
Exons: 10
Coding region: 3241-4860 (539 amino acids)
Biological process (GO): regulation of transcription by RNA polymerase II
Molecular function (GO): RNA polymerase II transcription regulatory region sequence-specific DNA binding; DNA-binding transcription factor activity, RNA polymerase II-specific
Source: RefSeq, a predicted model, not a curated record
UUUAUCAAUGCUAAAGAUAUUUGUGCACAGCUGUUAGUCAAACCAUUGUGGCUCUACGAAUUUUAUUUUUCUGGAUGCAUGCUACAAACGGCGUCAAUUCCACGCAACAGAACUAGAUAUCAAAUCUCAUCCCCGUAGCAAGAACUGACUAUCCAGAUACGUGGUAAAAAUACGUCUAGUGUGCCAGAUAUGGUCGGCAUGGCGUUCAAGUUAAUGGUCGUUAAGCCAAGAAGAAGAAGAGAUUUAAGGUUGAGUAAAAGCAUCAUUCAAUUUUUUCGCUUUAGAAUGCUUGCAGCCUUUUCCAUUUAGUUGAAGUAUUUAUCUUUGCUUGCAUCUGAUUGCAAUCUUACAAAAAGGGUAUUUAUGUUUUGUGCCGGUAUUUACGAAUAAGGUCCUAUUGCGAACUCACGUCCUAACCUUACCUACCGUUCGUUGCAAUUUUUCUGUGCAACUAUUCAAUUUCCGUGCCAACUUUUAUUAAUAAAAGCAAAAAACUGAGUCCAUCUAUAUUAUAGCACUAUGAAGAAAAAAUGCACUGUUUGCAUCGAAUGCUUCUUGUAAAACGUUGCGUUCAUCAAAUAUUCCGAUUGAACCCAAGCCUUGAGAUGACAUUUUUAUUUGUUAUUUAUCUCUCCUUCUUCUUCGAACCAUGGUUGUGUCUCGAUUUACAACUACGACUUGGGCUUGUACAUCAACCAGCACCAGUACACGGUUAGCCGAUGAAAUGCAUUUAAAUGCGUCUCAAGUGCAGAUGGACAUCAAAUAGAUGAUUUCAACUCUCAGAUAUCCGACCUUCCGUGCUUUCACCCAUUUUGCAGUUAGGUUUGGUAAUCUUUUUUAAGAUUGUGGAGCUUUACCGGGAAGGGUAAAAGAAAAACAAAUUAUUCAUUCUCCAUCGCGGUGUGGUAUUUUUUUCUGAGGUAGAACAAGUGUAUUUGAAAUUUGUUUGCUAGAAUUAUAGGCUCAUCUUUGAUGUUGUUUGUUGAAUGUGUUUCGCUUUCAUAAGUAAAAAUGUGAAAUUUACAGUAGAUUGAUAACGUAUAACGUAGAAACAAUAAAUGAUAAUUCCAGGGGAUUGAGUGUUUUCAUUAAUUCCUUGUACACAACUUUGAUAUAAAAUUAAAUGUUUUCAUAUCAUAAAAUAUUCAAAAGCUGUAUAAAAAUAAAGCGUAACAAAAAAUCCAUUGAAAUAAAUCAAAUGUUGUCCACGUUGAAACUUAGCAAGAGGUUGAGAACAUUCGUCCGUCAAUAGUUUAGCCCUGCCAAUUACCUCUUUCUUUUGGAACAAUCUGUAAAAACUGUACGAGUUAAGUCAUUCGACAAGUUCUAUUUACUCCUGGUCUAAUCGUAAUGUAAAAAUCAUACAUUACGAUACGAUCAUUAAUCAAUAAUCUGAUACAUGGGGACAUUGCCAUUCCAGAUUAUUUUUUACAACACAUGCGAAACAAACUCCUAGCCCAGGAAGAUCCUUUUUGGUUUGAACUGUGUUAGGUGUACGUAAACUCCUGAACGUAAACUCCGUUCAUUAGCUGGAUCGAAACAUUCCAACAAUUGUUCAGUAGGUAAUCAAUCCGAUCUCAAUGAGUUCCAUUCAAUGGUCUCCAAAACAAUUCAUCCGUUUCCAUGCUUUCUCGGCGAUUAUAAGGAAAAUGUUCUUCCCCAUGUGAAGAACGUACGCAAGCGCCACUACAGUUUCAUACAGAUACUCAUCGCAUAGCAAAACAUGAGAAAGAUUCGUUGGAGGGAGUAUUGCAUUGAGAGCUUCAGAGUCGUAAGGGGAAAAUGAAGACCUUCCCUGUCACACUAGCGAUCACACCCUUCUCUCGUCUUAUCAUUCUGCCACCACGAGUAUCAUAUGUUGAUUAAAUUCCUGUCCAAUUCCACCCCACAUCAUGCACCUACUGCACACCGCACACAUCCUGCCACCUACCACCUAAUUUCCCCUUUUUCCACUACUUUUUUCGUAAGAAAGAAACGAACAUCAACCAGUGCUACUAAAAAAAUGCAAAUAUUAUAUUUUUAUCGUUUUCAUUCAAUUGAAAGGCCGGCUCCUGGUCCAUCCAACAUCAACCCUCCCUGGAAAAUGUCCUGCACGAACCGCUCGAGUGCGAUGGCGGAGAAAUUCGAUUACCUAUACAUGCGCACGUGGGUCGCGUGUGCUGUACGCCAUUGCAUUUUUGCGUAAGCGCAAACGAGAGCUCGACAGCAUCCGCGUGCGUUCCGAUUGGAAAACGGGGAGGAAGAUCUCAUCUACGGCCGCUUUUGCGUUAGAUGACUGUGUAGGAAAGAAUAGGCAGGCUAGUGCGAUGUGCGCGAGUGGGACAAAUUGGAUAACGACCGUAAUAGAACGCGGACCGGGGUGUUGAUAUCAAUCGUGCACCACCCAAAAGCGACAACCCUCGAAUAGUACUCGCUCAGUGUGCGUUUGCAAGCUGUACGUGCAAGAAAUCGGUGACAUUCGUGGAACAUGCAUGUGAAGAAGUCCUGCUAGACCUCCGCAAACUGUCAGUCGUUCGAUGUCAGUCGCGUAAGUGACGCGUGCGGGACAAUAAAUUUCUGGCGCUUCCUUGCCCAAGCGAACACAACAGUUUCGAUUGGACAGCCCAAUCGAGUUGGCGCAAAUCAAAGGAAAUAACGAAUUUUCCACAGUACAUUGUGCGGUUGUUGUUCGAACUUGUGAUUCGGUGUGAAGUAAUUUAAAUCGUGAUAUGAGAAAGAAGUGUUGUACAGUGAAUCGGAACACAAUAAAAUAAAUAAUUAUUGAAUAAGAGCGUUUUUAUCAUUCACGGCGUUGUUUAUACUGUAAACCAAAGCUAUCAAGUAAAUUUCAGGAUUGAAAAAAUACCGUCGGGAAAAGUGAUAGCGUGUAUUAAUAUAAACAGUUCUAAAGUCAGUUCUAAACAGUUAGUCUGGUGAUUGGUGAAAAAUUUAUUGAGAUUAAAACUGAAAUCAGAAAUCAUUUAAACCUUAUAUAAUUACAUAAAACCAAAUAGUUUUGUGUGUAAGUGCGAUAAAGGGUGUGUAGGAAUAUUUUACUGAUAAAAAGGUACACAUCAGUUUGAAAGAAGUUUCAAACAAAACGAUACCUGGCACAGCAGGUAUACUUUUAUCGAUUGCGUUCUGCCCGUUGCGGUUGCAGUUUUCCAGGUGGACCAGUUAGCGGGGUCUUGGACCUCGUUUAAAAGAGUCAAGAUUUUCACGGACGGGAAUAAGCUCGGCUCCGCAACGGCGGGAAGAGGAAUGUUUUGUUACCACUGCCCACCGUCACUUCAUCCAGCUGGACCACAUCCACCUCGGUUACCGACCCUAGAGUAUCCUUUCGCGCCAACACAUCCGUAUACCAGCUAUUCGUACCAUCCGGCCAUCCAUGAUGAAAGUUUCGUCCGACGGAAGCAGCGGCGCAAUCGUACCACAUUUACACUCCAGCAGCUAGAAGAGUUGGAAACAGCGUUUGCUCAAACUCACUACCCAGAUGUGUUCACGAGAGAGGAUCUUGCAAUGAAGAUCAAUCUUACCGAAGCAAGAGUACAGGUCUGGUUCCAGAACCGGCGGGCCAAAUGGCGCAAAGCGGAACGGUUGAAGGAGGAACAGCGCAAACGGGGUGGUAGCGGUGGGACCGAUGGGACCGACUCACAGCUGAUGGGUGAUAAGCUCGAUACGGACAGCCGAGACUCCAGUCCCGAUAUUACUGGCGAUGCGGACGAUGAUGAUAUGCGCAGCUCCAGUGUACCCCCGAUGAGUCCCCGGGUUGAUUCCGAAUCGGAGCGACCCGGAUCAUCGACACAGCUCAACUCGGCCCACUCAUUGUCUCAAUCCGCUUCCAACAGUGCCGGAACGCCGUCACCAGGGUUGAAGUUUGCUCAAUAUUCCGUGCCAAGCCCAGCACCUUCUGCCUCGGCUGACUCACCGAUCGAGGUUGGUGGUCCAAUAUCUCUCACGACAACUUCCCGCACCUCACCGAAUGAUUCGCCUAAUCAGACCGCCAACUCGAUUGGUGGACUUUCCACUGUAACCACAACACCCAGCUUCAGCAGUCACAUCUUCGGAAGCUUUGCCGAAACGAUUGGCAGUGCUUCAAUGUUUCGCAAUGGAGGUUUUCGACCGGUACUGGAUAAUGGACAGCCAAGGACUACGCCUCCGUUGUUCUUGCCGCCACAUCUAGCGUCACUUAGUUCCCAGUUCACACCACCGUUGUUUCCCAGCUUGAAAGCUGCAUUCCCUGGGCUAUGUUCUUGCUGUCCGGUAAAAGCUCCCACAACGACCGGCUCAUCCUCAUCACCCACGUGCAGUUCUUCUUCCCCACCCUCCACCAGCUCCCUUACCGGCUCGGUAGUUGGAUCAUCAGCUUCAGGACUCUCAUCAAUCACCAAUUCGGUUGUAAACAGUGGACUACCGGAUCCUCGAUCGUCCUCCGUCGCUGAGCUACGUCGCAAGGCACAGGAACAUUCAGCCGCCCUGCUACAUUCAUUGCAAGCAGCCGCUGCUGCCGGACUCGCCUUUCCUGGGUUCCAUUUGCCACCGCUCACGCUACACUCAGCGCUCAGCAGUGCAGGACGAAAGCCGUCUGACUUCAUCAACGAUCUUUCGAUGCAUCAUCACCAUCACCACCACCAUUUGGCGGCAGCAGCAGCGGCGUCGGCUGGUGCGCAUCAUCUAGCCGGAGCAGGUCAUCUGGCAAGCAUGCAUCACAUUCCAAACAAUAAUAACAAUAGUAACAAUACAACCAACAACAAUAACACGCCAGGUAGCAAUAGCGGAAGUCCAUCGGAAAACAGAACCAUCGUGUCACAUGCAGACUCACCCCGAUCCCCAAGAUCACUCGCCAGCUCUGGUAACGAAAAGCUUGACUCUAACGAAUAAAGGAGUUUGCAUUCUACAAUAUGAACAUUAAAUUCCACAAUAACUCACGAGGAAAUAUUCAUAACAUAACCCUGACUAACAGGUGAACUGAAUCUAAAAUAAUACUCGAUUCUAAAACGUUCAUCUAUUGCUUAGUUAAGUGAAAGCAUUUCGCUUUACAGAUUUGACACCGAUUAUCGGCAAGAUUGAAUUCUUCGAAUUCUGCAAUAAAAAGCAUUGUUCAAAAGACAAAUAAGGUACGUUAAAGGAAUAAAUUUAAAUGUUAGUAAAAACAACAAAAAAUAAGAAAAUAGCACUGUCUGAGGUAGAACUUUGAUAAAUUGUACAUUGUAAAAUAAACAUUUCUUUUAACACGUAACUUCAAAUACCAUUUUGGAAAAUAAAACAUGGCUUAGAACAACGCGGGAAGUUCCAUCAAAGGGCAAGCAAAGAACAAUGAACAUCUACAUGUAGAUUAUAAUAACAUACUAAAUGCACACGUUUAAUGCUAGUGAUUAAAUAAGAAUCAAAAUGCCAACACACGCACACCUUUGUACAAAAAAAGAUUCUGCGCAGUAUUCAUUAGCAAUAACUAAACGUUUGAUAUACCACAUAAAAGAGAGGAAGAAAAAAAACAGACAGAUUUCACCAUAUUUCUUUCAGUGCCGUCUCUUUAGGCUGAACAUAUAAAGACACAUACUUGUAUUACUCUAUAAACACAUGCAACUAACAAGAAAAAAUUCCAUGUAAACCCGUCGAUUAAAUAGAAGCAUCGUAGAUAAUUAUUACAGAAAUAAGCAUGCGGAAAACAAAUAGUUCGAAAUGUGCCAGCAAUAUUAUUAUGUAUUAUGAAGCUAGAAACAAACAAAAAUGCACACCCAUAGGAAUCGUAAGGAUAUAUUUUCCCCCAGUGCAACAAAUAAAGUUCAAUAGAUUAGAGGGCAACACCAGCAAACAAAAGCGUACAGUUACAUGCAUACUUUUAAACAUGUAUAUUAAUGAAUAUUAUAAAAGUACGGUAGAGGUCGCUGUAAAUCGAUAGAAUACAUUUCGUUUUUCUAGUUCAUCAUGAACAUGAAAUAAACAAUAAAAUGCAAUUAAAAUGUUCUUAAACCGU